Klebsormidium nitens is the source of this 967-nucleotide messenger RNA. The record is from the annotation of a GenBank genome assembly. Lineage: Eukaryota; Viridiplantae; Streptophyta; Klebsormidiophyceae; Klebsormidiales; Klebsormidiaceae.
AUGGCGUCUCUGUUGAUAACAUCGUUCUUUAAGAAGGCUACUGCGGAAGAGCUUGAACAGCAGAAGAAAAGGGGAGAAGCUGAAUGGGCAGCCAAAAAGGCAGAGGAGGCUGCCAAGUUGGCGAGAGAUGAAGAAAGGCGCUUGGCAGCUCAAAAGGCCAAAAGGCCUGUAGGGAGGCCAAAAAAGAGAGCUCAAGCAGUGGUGCUCAUGAAUCCAGUUGACAUUGGCCCGGAGGUUGAGACUGGGCCAGUGAGACCACCAGAUGAGCAGCCGCAAGCAAAGAAGCUCAGGGGUGCUUACAACAAGUGGGGCUCCUCUGAUCUCUGGCCCCACAUUGUCCACGCAGUCGAGACGCACCCACGAUCGCUCACUGAAGCCCUGAACUAUCUGCAGCACAUCAAAAAGCCCGGCCACUCAGCGAGUCCAUUUGAUCAGUUGACUUUGAGCACCUUGAAGAACUGGUAUGAGAGGGGGGAGCAGACAGGUUGGUGUUGGAAGCUGAAGAAGGAGGUGCAGGAGAAGGCCAAGCUCAUAGAGGCCGGAAGAGCAGCUCAGUUGCGGGUGAACAAUGCCCACUUCAGAGGCAUUUUCAAGGAUCAUCCUCAAGUUGCGCAGAAAAUCAUCCGGUGUUUGCUAGGGCUGCGCGACGCUGGCCAGCAGGUCGACAGCAACGUCAUCAAGAGCGUGAUGAAAGGGGUGAUAACGGCGGAUGCUCUGGAGCUCUUUGAGAAAGUUGUGGGCCGGGACAAGAAUGGGGAGCCAGUGAAGUUUGCAGUUCGGAAGAGGUUUGCGCAGAAAUUUGCUAGGAAGCACUUGGGGUGGACAUGGCGCCGGAGUACGGGGGCAGCAAGAAAGCUUCCGGAGGACUGGGAGCUGCAGGGUGACAAGAUGGCUUAUCGGGUGGCAGCGCUGUGCUCGAUGCACUCAGUCUCAGUCCCAGAUGGCCUUGUGGUCAAUUCAUGUAACG